UUGGCGCGGGAGGGGAAGCAGUGCGCAUGCGCGCGUGGCGCUGCGGGGCCAGCGCGGGUGUGACGUUCAGGCACGCGACGCGGGAGCUGGCGCCGGCGGCGGCGGCGCCGCCCGGGGCGGCGAGGCCGGGGCUUCGGACGGCCGGGAACCAUGUUCGGCUCCAGCCGGGGCGGUGUGCGCGGCGGGCAGGACCAGUUCAGCUGGGAGGACGUGAAGACCGACAAGCAGAGAGAGAACUACCUGGGCAACUCGCUGAUGGCCCCCGUGGGCCGCUGGCAGAAGGGCCGCGACCUCACCUGGUACGCCAAGGGUCGGGCGGACGGCGCGGGACUGAGCCGGGAGGAGGAGCUGGCGGCCGUGAGGCAGGCAGAGCAGGAGGCGCUCAUGGCGGCGCUAGGUUACAAGAACGUGCGGAAGCAGCCCACCGGCCUGAGCAAGGAGGACUUUGUCGAGGUGUGUAAGCGGGAAGGAGGGGACCACGAGGAGAAGGGAGUGGACCGGCUGCUGGGCCUGGGGAGCUCCAGUGGCUCCGCAGGCCGAGUGGCGUUGUCCCGAGAAGACAAGGAGGCUGCCAAGCUGGGGCUCUCCGUGUUCACGCACCAUCGCGUGGACAGUGGCCGGCUGGCGUCCUCUCCGGCCUCCUCCAGGAAGAAGCCUAGGUCUGAGGACGAGAAGGCGGAGCCAGGCCCCGAGGGCCACAGGAAAAGCAGAAAAGAGAAAAAAAAGAAGAAAAAGAAGAAGCACAAGAAAGAGAAGAAGAAAGAGAAGGCACACAGGAGCAGGGGGACUUCCCCACUGCCCCCAGCUCCUGCUGGGCCCGGGCGUCGCAGGCGCGACUCGGACUCCAGCUCCUCCUCACCCAGCUGUAAGAGGCGGCGGCGUGGCCACCACAGUGACUGAAGCCAGACCUGCUGACAGUUUCCAGCCUCCAGCAGACCUCCUCCCCGCCCCCCCUGCAGGGGCCCUGGCCCCAGAGACAGCCCCUGGCGGGAGGGCAGGGGGCAUAGCCUGGGGAGCCCCCGUGCAGCUUUGGGGUGGCCAAGUACAGCUACUUCUAUUUUUCUUUAAUUCACUCUUUGUACUUAAAUAAAGUUAUUUUAAGGGGAAAGUA
Molecule: messenger RNA, 1111 nt
Organism: Leopardus geoffroyi (Geoffroy's cat)
Lineage: Eukaryota; Metazoa; Chordata; Mammalia; Carnivora; Felidae
Gene: CA1H1orf35
Product: chromosome A1 C1orf35 homolog
Exons: 8
Coding region: 151-900 (249 amino acids)
Source: RefSeq, a predicted model, not a curated record